This is a messenger RNA of Staurois parvus, 311 nucleotides long. The record is from the annotation of a GenBank genome assembly. Lineage: Eukaryota; Metazoa; Chordata; Amphibia; Anura; Ranidae.
CAGAAAGAACAGACAAAAUGCAGGCAGGGCGCAGGACAAAGCACUAGGGACAUAAAAAAAAAAAAAAAUGACAUUUUUUAAAAUUUUUAAAUUUCCCGCCGCCGCCGGCGGCGGCAGCGCCCGUGCGUCCCGACGUCACAGGGACAGGACACAGAAGCCGGAUGCCGGCAUCGGCCGGAGGAGAUGGCCGGGGAUGCUGCAGGGGACACAUCGUGGGAGCGCAGGGUAAGGUAAGUGAAGAACACAUGCCGGAGCAGUGCCGCAGGGUAAGCCCGAGUGUAGCUCGGGGUUACCGCUUUUGGUACUGAAAU